Prosopis cineraria is the source of this 1192-nucleotide messenger RNA. RefSeq names its product zinc transporter 6, chloroplastic. Gene Ontology annotation, cellular component: plasma membrane. Gene Ontology annotation, molecular function: zinc ion transmembrane transporter activity. Lineage: Eukaryota; Viridiplantae; Streptophyta; Magnoliopsida; Fabales; Fabaceae. The record is from RefSeq and is a predicted model, not a curated record. The transcript is spliced from 2 exons. Bases 108 to 1103 code for a protein of 331 amino acids. Gene Ontology annotation, biological process: zinc ion transmembrane transport.
CUUCUCACACUGGGACUUCCCUGGCUUCAUCCUCUUCACUCUCUACCCCCUCCCUCCCUCUCCCUUUCUCUGAGUCUGAGACAACAAAGGCUUGAAGUCCACCGUCCAUGGCGGCAUGCGUGACCGAUACGGCUCGAGCCGCCGCUUGCAGAAACGGUGAAGCGGCGGCUCACCUGAAAGUGAUAUCGAUCUUCGUGAUUUUCUUCACCAGUAUGUUAGGCAUGUCGUUGCCGGUGCUAUUAGCCCGAUAUUUCCAAGGGAAAUCGCUCUACGAUAAGGCAAUCGUAGUGAUUAAGUGCUUCGCCGCCGGUGUAAUCCUCUCCACCUCUCUCGUCCACGUCCUCCCCGACGCUUUCGCCGCACUCUCCGAUUGCCAGGUGGCUUCAAUGCAUCCAUGGAAGGACUUCCCCUUCGCGGGCCUGGUCACGCUAAUUGGCGCGCUGAUGGCUCUGUUCGUGGACAUCGCGGCGAGCUCGCAUGUGGAGCACGCUCACUCGCACGCGCAGACGCAGUACGCGCUGGUCGGAGCACAGGAGAAGCUGGAAUCGGGCGAAUUGAAGGCCGAGUUGGGAGCGAGUUGCGAAAGGGAACGGCAAGCGGAGGAAAUGGCGAAAUUGAAGCAGAGACUGGUGUCGCAGGUUCUGGAAAUCGGAAUAAUCUUCCAUUCUGUGAUAAUCGGAGUGACAAUGGGAAUGUCUCAGAAUGUAUGCACCAUUAGGCCUCUCGUAGCUGCUUUGGCAUUUCAUCAAAUUUUCGAAGGGAUGGGUCUCGGCGGUUGCGUUGCUCAGGCAGGGUUUAGCUUUGGGACAACGGCCUACAUGUGCUUCAUGUUCUCAGUGACGACACCGAUGGGGAUUAUAUUGGGGAUGAUGUUAUUUUCAUUGACAGGUUAUGACGAUAGCAAUCCAAAAGCUUUGAUCAUGGAAGGCUUAUUGGGUUCAAUUUCUUCAGGGAUUCUGAUUUACAUGGCUCUGGUCGACCUAAUUGCAGUAGAUUUCUUUCACAGCAAGCUCAUGAGCUCAGAUCCAAGGUUGAAGAAGGCUUCUUUUGUUGCCUUAACUCUUGGAUCUACUGCUAUGUCAAUUCUCGCCCUGUGGGCUUGAACUUGUAACUUUUUUGUUUUCUUCUUUUUCUCUGAUUUACGUUUUCUCUUUUCUCUAAUGAAUAAUAACGCCUAGGGUUUACUAAUUAA